GGAAGGUGCAACAAAUUGUUGCACAGACGGUUCAAAGCAUUCACGCAUGAUAAAGGAAGAUAAGGAACUAAAUGUCAAAACAACAUCAAACAAAUUAUUGAAAAAUAUUUGAAAAAGGAGAGGAAGUAUCUUUCUGGGUAGUAUCAUUCCAGCUGGGACAUUUAUCCAGCAUGCAAAAGACUUCUGAAUUCUCCAUUUGCAGCUUUGGUUUGAACAAGCCUGGAUUCAGGUCUCUUUUUCGCUGGUCUUUCAGUUCAAGCUCCUAUACUGUGGAUGAGCACCAACAGCACCAGCCUGAUGUCAAAUGCAAAGCUGCUGCUCGUUCUUCCUCUUGCACUGGUCAUCUUUUUCACGGUAAUGGGAAACCUGCUGGUAAUCCUGGCUAUUGCUCGCACUCCUCAGCUCCACACCACCAAUGUCUUCAUCACCUCUCUGGCCUGUGCAGAUCUAAUCAUGGGCUGUGUGGUCCAGCCCUUGGGCGUCAGUAUGGUGGUGACCGGAAAAUGGCUGCUGGGUAAGACUGUUUGCGAUCUGUGGACAUCCGUGGAUGUGCUCUGUGUAACAGCCAGCAUCGAAACGCUAUGUGCCAUUGCUGUGGAACGUUACAUUGCAGUGACAAGGCCACUCAAGCAUCAGGUUCUCCUGAGCAAGCGUAGAGCUGGGUUCAUCGUAUGCAUGGUGUGGAUGGUGUCAUCCCUGGUUUCCUUUGUGCCAAUCAUGAACCAUCAUUCUCACGAAAAUGGUGACAACGAGACAAAAGCAUGCUACUUAGACCCACACUGCUGUGACUUCAUUACCAGCAAAACCUAUGCCAUCUUUUCCUCCAUGGUGUCCUUCUAUGUGCCCUUGAUUAUCAUGGUCUUUGUGUAUGGGAAGGUAUUUGCCAUUGCGACCAGACAGCUGAGACUCAUCGAUAAGGAUAGAGUGCGUUUUCAGAGUAAAAGUGAAGAUGACUCUGAAGCACAAAAAAAAAUUGUUCAGUCUUGUCAAAGUCCACAUCCAGAAGCUGAAACAGUUCAGAGUUCUAGCCGUAGACCAUUAAGACAUGUUCUCAAGGAACACAAGGCACUCAAGACGCUGGGAAUUAUUAUGGGAAUAUUCAUUCUUUGUUGGUUGCCCUUUUUCCUCUUCAAUAUCAUCAAGGUCUUCAAGCGUGAGUUUCCCCCACAGUAUAUGUUCCUUCUGUUGAAUUGGCUUGGCUAUGCUAAUUCAGCCCUGAACCCAUUCAUCUACUGCCACAGCACAGAGUACCGUACUGCCUUCCAGAAUCUUCUAGGCUUGAAAAAACACAAGAGACUGAAUCGCAAUGCCUUGCAAAAACACCUACGGAUGCUUGCCUCGUGCAUCCAAACCAAUGGUUGUGUGAGAAUGGAUUGCUUAGGUCAUGAAGACCCAACAGUGGUGCAGAUUAGGAACAUGAGUUCUAAUACAUGUACAGUUUUCAAAGAGGAAGUGUAUUUAGAAACUCUGCCUCACAAUGGCUCAACUGUGACAAGGUUCAGUGUUACAGAGACUGUUUAAAGAGCCAGUAAUGACAGAAAACAGCAUCUAUGGUUUUCAAAAGGACUUAACUGUACCCUACCAUUAACCAGUGGACCCUGACUUCAUUACAUUCUGAAGGUGACGGUGACGGUAAAGAUUGUUAUGCAGGAACAGAGUUCGGAACUUCAGGCAAAAUGACAGCCAUAAAAAUCAAGGUGUGAAGAUGUAAAAACACCAAAAAUGCCUUUCCAUCCACUCAAAAACAUAAAACAAUCUCUUGUUUGGACCUGGCUGCAACAUACUGUACUUCUCCUGCAUUUUAAUCUAGCAUGAAGAAUAAUUUAUUUGGAGAUAAGAGUUCAUUAUACUUUGAAAAAUUUAACUUUUAGAAUUCAAUACUGACUACCCAUUAAUAAAAAAUUUUUAUUAAUCGGACUAAACUGCACAAUUUGGACAGAUGAAGAGAUUUGAACACAGGACUGGCUACAUUUGCACAUUAAUAAUGCCUUUUCCAUAUUGCAUGCUGCCCGGUCAUGGUGAGAUAAUAUGGAGGAAGUAGAAUAGAUUGCUGUGUACUGUACUAACUGUAUAUGGUUGAAACGACAAUAAAAACCACUUGACUUGACAUGUUAUUAUUACUAAAACCAAAAUAAUUAAUGAUAAUGGUGAAUUCAUGUAACAUUAAAAUUUCCAUGGUUACGACAUUCCGACUUGGAAAAAAAUAUCUUUGUAGAACUCGUAAUCUUAAAUUGUAAACUCAGAAUUCUAUGAAAGCUCAGACUUGACCAUUGUGACAUCAUGUAAAAAGAACCAAAAUGGCAAAAAGAACCAAAUGGCAGAAAUAUUAGCAUAUUUCUGUUUGAUAU
Xyrauchen texanus (razorback sucker) is the source of this 2348-nucleotide messenger RNA. Its product is annotated as beta-4C adrenergic receptor-like. The record is from RefSeq and is a predicted model, not a curated record. Gene Ontology annotation, cellular component: membrane. Gene Ontology annotation, molecular function: epinephrine binding; norepinephrine binding; beta3-adrenergic receptor activity. Gene Ontology annotation, biological process: adenylate cyclase-activating adrenergic receptor signaling pathway; norepinephrine-epinephrine-mediated vasodilation involved in regulation of systemic arterial blood pressure. NCBI's taxonomy places the organism in Eukaryota, Metazoa, Chordata, Actinopteri, Cypriniformes, Catostomidae. Bases 274 to 1521 code for a protein of 415 amino acids. The transcript is spliced from 3 exons.